AUGGGCGAAAAUCACAAUAAGCGAAAGCAGGGGCCCUCGGGUGCUGGCCCAGCUACCAAGAAGAGCAAAGGGAGCACUGCUGGAAAGUGGAAGACACCGCAGCAAAAAACGAAAGUUGCUGGACGGAUUGAGAUGGGAAACUCGCUGAACGUGGGCGACGAGGGUAUAUGGGUCACAUAUGCGAGAGGCAUGAACACUAGGGCGUUCAAAGAGUUCACUGAGCUUUGCAAUGAGUAUGGAGAGAGCUUGUAUGGUAUCGCAAAACCAGCUGAUGAGUACGAUAACGCCAAGGACGAAGACGAGGAGCUGGACAUUGAAGCCUCGAUUGAGAAAGAACUGGCAGCUAUGAAAGCACCUCGCGAAAAGUCCGCGAAAACGGGUAUCUUUAGACCCAUCAAUGCAAGCAUUGAGUGUGUCUUCUUCAUGAAGACGAUGAAGCCAGUCGAGCCUGAUGUUCUAGUCAGACAAAUGUGCGAAGACGCCAGAAAGUGCCUCAAUCCCAGGGAGCGCAAGUGCAGAUACAUUAACCGCCUCACACCAGUCUUCAACACGGACAAGGCGUCGGACAAGGGUAUCGAGAGGGUCGCUCGUCGAGUGCUGGCGCCGUACUUUGAGCUCGUUCCCGAGAGCGAGGACAGCGCAGCCGAAGUACCCUCGGAAGAGGUGGCAGCUCCAAAGACUACAAAUAGUGAUGGAGAGUCUUUUACGUACGCCAUUCGACACAAUAUCCGCAACCACACUACCUUCAAGUCGGAUGAGGUGAUCAAAAAGAUUGCCAAUCUGGUUGAUAAGAAGCACAAGGUCAAUUUGUCGAAUGCGGAUAAAGUCAUCCUGGUGGAGGUUUUCCAGCUAUUUUGCAGCGUUUCCGUCGUCGACGGGCCGCAGUGGGAAGAGCUCAAGCGCUACAACAUGAACUCGCUCUACGGAAUGAUUCCGAGGCAAAAGAGCGGUGCAACCCAAGGCGAUGCCGAGAAAUCAUCGAUAAAGAAAGCGAAUGGUGACGAGUGA
Cordyceps militaris CM01 is the source of this 1008-nucleotide messenger RNA. Its product is annotated as THUMP domain containing protein. The transcript is spliced from 5 exons. The record is from RefSeq and is a predicted model, not a curated record. Bases 1 to 1008 code for a protein of 335 amino acids. Gene Ontology annotation, molecular function: RNA binding. Lineage: Eukaryota; Fungi; Ascomycota; Sordariomycetes; Hypocreales; Cordycipitaceae. Gene Ontology annotation, biological process: tRNA modification.